This is a messenger RNA of Cuscuta campestris, 2693 nucleotides long. The record is from the annotation of a GenBank genome assembly. NCBI's taxonomy places the organism in Eukaryota, Viridiplantae, Streptophyta, Magnoliopsida, Solanales, Convolvulaceae.
GAUGAAGUGCUGAAAUUCAAACCAACGCACCUCCCAGAGUCCGAGGGUUUACACAAUUACGCCGGAGCUAGGUACGAGGUUGAAGCUUGAUGAGGGUGAACUGGAGCAAUUGGUGAUCUGCAAGCACCGAUAUACAUAUGGAGGAAGGUUUAAGGAUCAAAGUGGUGUUCGAGGACGAGGGCAUCCUCAAUGCCUCCCAGAAAUCAGAGGGUCUGGACAGAAGCUGGCUUCUCAUCAACCCUAAGCAUCACCGAAUCAUAUCUGACCUCUCUUCUUAUCUUCUCCACAACUUCCAACUGCAUAGUUCCUGCUCCCAUGGCCUCCUCCUAUCGAUGGAUGGAUUUGUCUUACCGCCUUUUGAGUCAACUUGUUUCUUCAAAGAUAAAGAUGUGAUCAGUGUGAAGAAGAAGGGCGGCUCAUUGGCUAUUCAAUGUGAUGCAUCUAAUUGUGCGGAUGAUUUCCAAAUUGUUGAGAAAGUAACUGCAAAAACCAAACUGGAGGCUAUGGCUCUACCACAUGAGGUAUUUGACAUUGAAACUGGAGGCUAUGAGGUGCAUGAAUCUGAAAAGGGGGGGAGAGACCAGGUGGAUGAUUGUGACUCAUAUGAUGGAGUUCCAGUCUCCAAGAAAAGAAAGUCAUCAGGGAAGCUUCACAGCCCAAAAAAGAAGAAAAAGUGUCAUCAAGUUGCAGGGGGGUGUAACAUGGAUGAUCAACCAGAGCUAACCAAGGAAUCUAAACAAAAUCUGACAGCCAAGAAAAGUAGUAAAAAUCAACAAAAAGUAUGUGGACCACGCGGGAUGAAUAAGGCUGAAAGUAAUAGAGAAACUGUUGAAAUGAGUGAAAACAAUUUCACUAUGCCUGACAUUACUAAAAAUGAUCAGAUUCUUGAAUCUGGGAAAGAUCAUUUCGCUGUCACAGGAAAGCCAGAGGAAAGAAAAAAGGGCCCUAGCAGGAGUUCGAGGCGACAAUACACCAAGAGGCGGUUGAUUCGGCAAAUGAUUAAAAUUCUAAAAGAAAAUGACAACUCUCAAUUAGAGAGCAAUUCGAAGGGGAUGCAAUCUGUUAAAGAAGGGGCUGCUAGGCUACAAAAAGGGCCUCGGAAAUGGAAGAAGGAACGAGAUAGUGAUCAAAGACAAAAGAAUAAAUCUUGGGCACCGAGGCGAGCCGGAGCUGAAAUAGAAGAAACCCCUGGUCAACCCAAGGGACUCUUAUAUUGGAAGGGGUUGCUUUGCAAGGAUAUGGCUAAAGACAUAAGCAACCAUGCACAUGCAAGUUCCAAAAGUCUCUCAUGUGAUGAGCCUGUUAAGAAUAGUAAUAUCAAUGGUGAGGCUGUUCCUGUUGGAGUAAGGCCAGAACAUAUAUGCUCUGAGCUUUCUGGGAUAGAACAAGCUGUAGCACAGAAUCAAGAUAAAGGGGAUAAAUUUGCUGUGAAUGGCUUAAGCCCAAAAAAGGAUCAGAAACUAAGCAAAAAGAUUUCUCAAGGAAUUGAAAUUAAUGAGCCCCAUAAUGAAUCCUCUGAACUGUCAAGUGCUGAAAUUUUAACACAUGGUCAACCCAAAGGACUUUUAUAUUGGAAGGGGUUGCUUGGCAAGGAUAUGGCUAAAGACAGCAACCAUGCACAUGCAAGUUCCAAAAGUAUCUCCUGUGAUGAGCCUGUUAAGAAUAAUAAUAUUAAUGGUCAAGCUGUUCCUGUUGAAGUAAGGCCAGAACAUGUAUGCUCUGAGCUUUCAGGGAAAGAACAAGCUGUAACACAGAAUCAAGAUAAAGGGGAAAAUUUUGUUGUGAAUGGCAUAAGCCCAAAAAAGGAUCAGAAACAAAGCAACAAGAUUUCUCAAGGAAUUGAAAACAAUGAGCCUCAUAAUGACUCCUCUGAAAUGUCAAGUGCUGAAAUUUUUACACAUGGUAAUGGAUCUAUUGACUUUGCUAAGCUUCCAUCCCUCUAUGAUACACCAAAGGAUGGUGAUGUUAUUGCAUACCGGCUGCUUGAGUUAUCGUCCAACUGGACUGCUGACCUUUCCUCUCACCAUGUUGGCAGAGUGUCGUCAUUCAAUUCUGAAACAAGUAGAGUGUCAUUGAUGCCUGUUGCUGGAUAUCCGUUUUGUUCUAAUAAGCCGCGCGAAGGUGCAUGCACAAUGCUACCUAGUAAUUGUCUUCACAAAGAGGAUGGAUCAGUUGAGAUAGAUUUGUCUUCCCUCGUUGAUGUUCGUGCUCUAAAACCCACCAUGUUUCACUCUUCAAAAGAAGAUUCUGCUCGUGCCAGUGAUGGUCUCACCAGCAACACACCAGAACAUUCAAUUGGCAACAAUCAUAAGUCAAUACCUUAUGUUCAAGAAAACAUGGAUGUAAACCACGAAAACGAAAUGCCUGGUGAUGGCAAAGAAAGUGGCGUGAACCUGUGGGAGCAACUCAGUUCGGCUUUAUCCACCAAGAAAGAGCAACUCUCACAGCAAAGUAGUUGGGGUAAGGUUAGUCCGAGCAAGAGUUUUUGCUCCUACGAAGCUUCCAAAGUUUGCGGGUUUCGGCGUAGACAAAAUUUCUCCAGAUGGAAAAACAAGAGAUGAUCAGAUGAAUUGGAAUAUUGUGUAAAGCGUGGUUAUGUUUGUAUGUAUCUCAAGAAUGUUUGCGCUUUGUUCGGAACUUAGUUGGUAAUAGAACUGCAUUUUGCAAAUUUUUAAGAAAAACCAAUGAGAUCG